AGACAACAGGCAACUGUCCCUGAGCUGUAGCAUUGUCCCCAGGUUUCUGCAGCUGCCAUGGGGCAUUCAGGCCUGCUGGGAUUAGUAACUGGAUCAUAGCCUGAGAGCCAAGGCCCUAAAUAUAGGGCUGCCUGUGCCUGAUGCAGAAGACCUUGGCACCAGCUGCUCUGCCUUAUGUCACAGACAGGGAAACUGAGGCCCAGAAAGGGAGAUGGAUUUUUCCACUCUUGUUUGUUGGGAAGCCUUUCAUCACCCUGAUAGGCCCAGAUCAGAGGACACCCCCUUCCAGUUCAGUGUCUUUUCUCUGUACUGCUGCCCCUUUCAGGUCCAUGAAUCUCAGUGUCAACUGGUUGAGGAACGACAAUGAACAUCCAGCCUCAGCCACACAUGUGGUACAGGUCAACAAUGACUCUUACUCUGUCACAAGCAAAGCAUGGGUGACCCUGACCAAGCAAGAUAUCUUGUCUCAGAUCACCUGUGAAGUCACCCAUGGAGACCUCAAAGAGCCCCUAAGAAUGACCAUUAAUCUUUCUCAAGUUCUCCGAGUUAUCCCCACACUGAAGAUCACCACUGAAGACCCAGAGAUCCAAGAUCAUGCACAUCAAAAAGUGAACCUGACUUGUCAUGUAAACCACUUCUAUCCCCAAGACAUGGACCUCAUCUGGACUAAGAAUGGGCACAAGAUCCUGACCAUGGAACUUCCUCAGACCACCAGAAACUCUGAUGGGACUUACUCUCUACAGCACACAUUACAGGUAGAUGCCAUAUUGAAUAAGACUGACUUUGUCUGCUGGGUGAUCCAGGAUGACCAGCCUCCAGUUAAGAACAGCAUCACCCUGGGAGCUCCCAGGAAGAUCAGAGGAAGGACAGAGUAUUCUCACCACCUUGAAGGCCCCCUGCAGCGGUUUCCACCUGGAUCAAGCAUCCAAUUGAAGUACACAUCCUCUGCACUACAAACUCGUCAGGUUACUGUGACCUGGCUCAAAAACAACCACACCCGUCUCCAGUCCCAGACCAGCGUCUUCUCCAAUGGAGAGACCUACAAUGUGACUAGCACUGCGAUCGUCUCACUGGAGAGUGAUGACAUAUUAUCAUUAGUUCUCUGCCUGGUUGAGCACAAGUCAUUAGUAGUUUUCCAGAAAGUCAUCUACUUGGGCCAGUACCUCUGUGUUCCCCCGGCAGUGAGAGUGUCCCAAUCUUCAACUGACUCCAGUUUGGUGACUGUCACUUGCCAUGUGCAGAGAUUCUAUCCCCAGGAGGUAUAUCUCUCCUGGCUGGAAGACUGCCAUGUGAUCAGGAGAAUAGAGCAACCUACACCUAAGAGGAAUGAGGAUGGGUCCUACACUCUGGAAGUCCUGCAGUUGGUAAACACAUCAGUGGAGAGGUCUGAUCAAGUACUCACUUGCAAGGUAGAACAUGAGGAACAUCCUCCCAUCCAGGCCAGCAUUGUAUUGUCUGCAGCAUCCUUUCCCACAUCCAAAGCCAUCAGGAGCCUGAGUUCAGAGAAAUCUAUCCACGUUUUUGUGGCCUUCCUUCUGUGCCUCAAGUUACUUCUGGUGGUGUGUUUACUAGUCAUCUACAUGUAUAGGCGAUGGAGCCUGUGACAACAGCUCAAGUGGAGAGAAGAUGCAAGGGCCUGCAGUUGAUCCGAGACUCCUGCUCUUCACUCGCCCUCCUCCAUCCACCACAGAUGUGCUCCCCCUGCACACUGUCAGACACAGACUUGGAUUGUUUAGUGAUAUUUCAGACUCAAGAUACUGAAUUUCAAAUGAUCUCUUCUUACAACUAAAAGGCAAUUUAAUGAUGAGGAAAUGAAUGUUCACUCUGUCUCUGGUCAUGGUCAAUCCUUAAUUUUCCAGUUCUGACUAACAACUAGAAUUUCUGGAAGCACAAUUUAAUUUUAACAGACACAAAACUCAUAUUACU
Mus caroli (Ryukyu mouse) is the source of this 1926-nucleotide messenger RNA. NCBI's taxonomy places the organism in Eukaryota, Metazoa, Chordata, Mammalia, Rodentia, Muridae. The record is from RefSeq and is a predicted model, not a curated record.